Messenger RNA from Homalodisca vitripennis (glassy-winged sharpshooter), 1065 nucleotides. RefSeq names its product zinc finger BED domain-containing protein 4-like. The record is from RefSeq and is a predicted model, not a curated record. NCBI's taxonomy places the organism in Eukaryota, Metazoa, Arthropoda, Insecta, Hemiptera, Cicadellidae. The transcript is spliced from 2 exons. Bases 1 to 858 code for a protein of 285 amino acids. Gene Ontology annotation, molecular function: protein dimerization activity.
AUGGUUUCCAGAUUUGUAGAGCUGCAGGACGCGGUAAAAACUACUAUCGCUUUAAUAAAUAAAAAUUUACCUGUUUUGUCAGAGGAAGAGUGGGGAUUAUGCAAAGAGCUAAGCACAAUCUUACGUCCUUUUGAGGAGGUCACUUCACAGAUUAGUGGGGAACGCUACGUGACAGGUAGCCAAGUGAUACCCCUAACAAGAGGCCUGAUGUCCGUGUGUAAAAAAAUGCAAAAGGAGCCAUUCAAACCAGUUAUUCAAAAUAUUAUUAAUGAACUGCUGCAUGGUCUCGAGAAACGCAUGGAAAAUGUUGAACACAGCAAAACAAUAGCACUUGCUACUCUUUUAGAUCCCAGAUUCAAACUUGCUGUCUUCAAAGACGAAACUGCAAAGCAAUUGAUCAAAAAAACAUGUACAGAACUUUUAGCUGCAAUCUGGACAGAGACACAUGGCAAACCUUGCACAGCAGAUGAUGAAGAAAUUGGUAACACUCAAAACAAAGAUGGCAACGUAGAUUCCGCAAAAUUUUCCGUCUGGGAGGACGUUGACAACAUAAUUGCCAAGGAGAAACCUACAGGUACGAAGACCUCCGCUGCAAUUGUCGAGUUGAACCGGUACUUAGAUGACAGCUAUCUAGGACGGAAAAAAGAUCCUAUGGGCUGGUGGAAAGAGAAUCAACAUGUAUACCCUAUUAUGAGCAAAUUGGUGAAAUUAAAAUUUAACGUCAUGGCUACAUCCGUCCCAUGUGAACGACUUUUUUCUAAAGCAGGAAAUUUUUUGACAGAACGCCGAUCAAGACUGAGUUCAAAACGAGCAGAGCAGUUGCUGUUUUUGAAUGGAAAUCUAAAUCUUCUACAGUAAAUAGAAAUCAAAAAAUUUAAGUUAUAUAUAAGUUCUGCAAGUUAAAUAUAUGAAAUUAUGUAAUUCAUUUUCUUGCAAUUAAUCUUAUAUGAAGCCAUAGUGUACAGUUUGGUUAUAUUGCCCAUUUUAUUUUCUAAAUAUGCUUAAUUGUGUCUUUGAAUCUCCAUACAUUCGUGUAUCUUCAUUUAAUCUAAAGUACAAUAUUUG